AUUCUCGUCAUUUUACAGAAACUUCCACGCUCGUUCAAGUUUCUUCUCCAUCCCUUUCUCUUAACAGAAUAACAAACCAGGAUUAUGACCAUGAUAAAUCUCCACUUGGCACAAUGACCUAACUUGUCUCUUCCUUUCUUGAUUCCGGUAAGAAUCAUUCACCUCAACUCUGAAUCUUGGUAAAAUCAACGUUCUUGAACAGGAAAAGGGAUUCAAGAAAGAGAGAGGCCAAAGUUACAUGGCAACUCAGUUUCUAGAGAUCACCUUGAUCUCUGCGCAACAUUUGAAGUUGCCCUCUAAUAGCAAGCGAAUGCAGACAUAUGCCCUAGUCUGGGUUGACUCGUCCGCCAGGCUCCGUACCGGAGUCGACCGAGUUGGAGGUGAAAACCCAACCUGGAAUGACAAGUUCCUAUUUAAAGUGACGCCGGAAUUUCUCUCGUCUGAAACUUCGGCAGUCUCAAUCGAGAUCUACGCCUGCGGUACUUAUCGCGAUUACGUCGUUGGCUUCGUCCGUGCUCUCGUCAGCAACAUUUCCCUCUCCGAAGGCAACAACACACCGUCCUUUACGGCUCUUCAGAUUCGCCGUCCAUCUGGAAAAUUCCGAGGAGUGCUUAAUAUCGGUGCAAUGCUGGUGGAUCGCUCCGCUUUCGCAGGAUUAAACGAAUUUGAUGCGAUCGGGUACCGUGACUUGAUGGGAGAGAGUGAGACAGCCAAGAAAACACGGAUAAGGAAAUCGAAAUCAGUUGCUAAUGACCUUAAUUCCAUUGAAAGUAGAUCUGAAAUGGAGAUUUCUUCUUGUGCUGGAUCUCCUUAUUCAGAUGGUUAUGAAUCGACGGCUUCUUCAUCGUCAACUCCAUCAAUGGUGUUGAAGGAUUUGAAUGGAAAUGAAAUCCCGCGAAACCCUCGUCGAGUGAGAUCAAAAUCGACAGGUAUGUUGUGUGGGCUGCUGUAUAAUAAGAAGAAUGAUCCCGAUCCGUCUGAUGUGAACUUUGAUGAUUAGCGUGGUUCCUGGGAUGAUUUGAUUUAAGAGCAUAUGGUCAUUGGAACCCACCCAACCCAACCCAACCCAGCUCAUACGAAGAAUGAAUGUGAGAAGAAACUUGGCUUGGAAUAAAAUGGAAUCUGAGAAUUAUAAGUAAUGUUACAAAGUAAAAUUGCUUUUAAAUAUUAUUUCAAUUUAUACACGUACUUCCUAAAUUUUAUGCUCUGUAGUGCAGCAUCACCAUGAACACCAGGUAAGAAUUAAUACAGAGAUGAUACGUACUUCCGUAUUUGCUCGAA
This is a messenger RNA of Mangifera indica (mango), 1281 nucleotides long. RefSeq lists its product as uncharacterized. The record is from RefSeq and is a predicted model, not a curated record. The coding region runs from base 239 to 1000 and encodes 253 amino acids. The transcript is spliced from 2 exons. Lineage: Eukaryota; Viridiplantae; Streptophyta; Magnoliopsida; Sapindales; Anacardiaceae. Gene Ontology annotation, biological process: defense response.